Molecule: messenger RNA, 2844 nt
Organism: Aspergillus puulaauensis
Lineage: Eukaryota; Fungi; Ascomycota; Eurotiomycetes; Eurotiales; Aspergillaceae
Exons: 2
Coding region: 1-2844 (947 amino acids)
Source: RefSeq, a predicted model, not a curated record
AUGCGGCUCCACCUCACCGUCCAGCGUCACGGUCUGCCCGUGUCGCGCAUUCUCUGGACUACGUCACCGCCAUCGCUUUUUGGGCAUAACCUACGGAGCCCUUCAUCCGUAUUACCAGCUACGUCCUCCGCCGUCACAUCGUCGCGCAUGCCCAACGCGUUAUAUGCAAAUGGGGGAUACUCUAUCGCACAGCUCCUGGAAGACGUGAACGAAGUCAUCCCGCUGGAGACAGAACAGCAGCUCUUCGACGACGAAUCAAGCGGCCAGUGGGGGUUGGAAGACUAUGUGGUCGAGGUUGGAGGUUCAGAGUGCUUGCACUUUAUGGAGGUGGAGGGAUUACUGCGAGACGGCGACGAAGUCUUAAUACGUGCUCUUCAAAUCGACGACCUACGAGCGCGGCGAAUUUCCGGUCGGCAUCAGAUAUCAAAUGACGGGAAGCAUCUCAUUGACGGGAUUCCGUUCGGGAAGCCGUUCCUGAAGAGACCGACGUCAUCGAGGCCAGCUAUAACCAUUCCUCCUAGGAAGAAGAGGCGCACUACUCUUACGAUGUGGGGCGGUGGCAGUAAUUAUGAGGAGGAGGAUACAGAAUGGGCUCCUCGUCAACAUAUUGGUACUGGGAAAGAGCUUUCUCUACUUCGGCCUGAGAGUGAACUUGAAAGGGAGGACGAGGAUGGGGACGAGUUUGUGGACGCUUACCAGGACGACUAUGAGGACUUCCACGAGCCGAAUGAAGACGGUGAUGGGACUGUUAUUCGACAUAAUAUCGACAAGACAAGCGAAGCGUCAGAGAGCAACAGCGUCGCUUCCGAUAUUGGAGAAGAACUUGAGGGUCUUAAGGAAGAUAUGGAUAUCGCGGCGGUGCCCGAGUUGGAAACCUCCGAUGUGAAGGCCCCUCGUCGCGGCUAUUCUCUGCGCUCAAGGCCAAGCAUUCUUCAGCCAGCGCCGAGAAAGAGCUCUCUUUCGCGUCGUUCCACCGGAGAGACUUCUCGGAGGGAGUCCAAGAGCGUUACAUUCGACAAACAAAAGCAGCAAUUGCCAGUGGCCAAGCCUGAGGCUACCCCUAGAGCUGGCUCAACCUCAGAAGAACUGGAAGGUGCUGCCUCGAGUGAUAGUGAUAGCUCUGCGAGUGACUCCAGUGCUUCGGAGUCGAGUGAUGAUGACUCGUCUUCUGAUGAAUCUGAAUCUGGCUCCGCAGCUACUUCUGAUUCUUCUUCUGACUCAGGCGAUGAUUCUUCUUCAGAAAGCUCUGCCUCAGAAUCCGAAUCCGAGCAGGAAGAAGCUCCUAAGGCUACCACGGUUCGAAAGACUUCUCUCCCAACUAACCCCCCUGGGGCAGGCUCGGAAAGGACAAGAAAGUCUAACCAGCGAUCUAAGCUGCGACGAAGACUUACAAAACUGAAAGAAUUAGGUUUUCUUGAAGAGGAUGCAGAUUUCGACGCUCUCCGAGAGUGGGAUUCAAGUAAUGGAGGUUCUUCCACCGGCAAUGGGGCCGCCAAAACGUUAAGGCAACGCGAGCAAGAAGAUUUUGAGGCGAAACGUCAAAAGUUGCUCCGUGACCUGGAGUCUGGUGGCGUUGAUGUCUCUUAUAUGUCUGAGAAGGAGAACAUACGCCCGAGUUCUGCUGUACCAGAUACAUCAGAACUGGACGACCAGGAUGAGCAGUAUGAGACCGCCAACGAUACAGCUCAAGCUACCCCUGAAGUCACAAAACAGCGUCGUUCCUUGGAUGUAGCCAGCACCCGGCGACUUCUUUUCGGCUCCCUCGGCGUGAGAACUCCCCGUUCUAAAGCAGAAGAAGAGGCCACUCGGAAGAAACUAGCCGGAAAAUUUCGCGAGAGUACACAUCAGCAAGCAGAGCAGCCUCCUGCCGAACCCCAAGAAAGCGAGCCUGAAGUGGACUGGCGCGAGAAAUUAAUACUUGGAGCUACCGAAUGUGUCUUUGACGAUAUUGAGUUGAGUACUCCACCCUUCCCAUUUCAGCAACGCUGGGAUGAAGAGGCUGGAUAUAUCAUACAGCAGCGGAAGGGACGAAACAAGAAAAGAAAGAGAAGACAGCAGCAGCCCCAGGUUUAUGAUGAGGAAGUUGAUGUAAAUGGAGAUUACUAUGGCGACGAUGACAUGCAGCUCAACUACGACGACGCCGAACAACCCGGUGAAAUGGACGAGACUACAACUAGAAUGGCUGAAGACACCGAGGAUGACCUACCGGAACUCCCAAGUGAUGCAAGUAGCCUGCCGGGUCUUGCGGAGAAGGAUCUGAAGCCAGGUCUAGUACUCGCCUUUAAGCAGCUGGAUGUGUCAAAAGAGACAAACUGGCAGCCAAUGGUGUCGGACUAUCGGAUCGCCGUAGUCAGCGACGUUUUUGAAAAUAACAUCCUCAACAUCCAGCUCGCUAAGGCGUACAGGAGACAACCCAAAGACGAGGACGCCGAAGAGGGCCCGUUCAAAUACAGUGGAUUUGAGAUGCCCGGCAUGGAUGAUGAGGGGGAGGACGACGGAUUUCGUGAAGUACCCUUUGACGAUCUAAUUGAACCGAAGCUGCUCCGUGCUGCGCCCGCUGCGGAUGCUGGAGACCAAGAUACCGCCAGCAUAUUUCCUGCAGACGAUGAACAACCUGCGCAAGAGUCCAGUCAGUCUGUGAUUGACGCUUCAACCGCAAGCGAUGCGCACGAGAACGGCCAACUUGUGGAAACAUCGAGCCAACAACCGACUUCUCCUAAUCACGACCAUUCCCCCGUGUCUGAUCACUCUCGUGAAGAGAGCCCUGUUCGGUCACCACGAUUUGAAGGAUUUGAGCCAACCUAUUCCGCCUCAAGUCCUUUAUCAAGCAGUUCCCCCUCUUGA